This is a messenger RNA of Entrophospora candida, 137 nucleotides long. NCBI's taxonomy places the organism in Eukaryota, Fungi, Glomeromycota, Glomeromycetes, Entrophosporales, Entrophosporaceae. The record is from the annotation of a GenBank genome assembly.
AGGAAACAUGGAAAUAAUUGUAAUGGAACACCAAAAACAAAUUAUUUCGGAUGGAUUAAAGAAAAACAAAAAAGAUACUACAAAGAUUGCAAUAAUGAUGCAUGAUCUGCUUACAAAGAUUUCAAAAGAUUUAGAAA